CAAGCAUUUAAUAAGAAAAGGUUUGUUAUCUCCUUGUAUGUAUGGUAUGUAUGAAUGUCCUUGCAGAGUGGCGUGGAGAAUGCAUCUCUCAUGGCAACUGCCCACCAGCUUCAACCCUCUGCCUCUUUCAUCAAUGACAAUGAAACCCUACCACUCAUCAUCUACCUUGUGUUGCCUCUCAAGUAAUGAUGGGGUUCACGUGCCAAGGCACAAGUACAUCGCCAUUUCGAAAUCGGAGCUCUUAGACGCCAUCGUCUCAACCUUUGAUUCACCAAAAGAGAAACAAGAGUUUCUUCUCAUGUCCUCGUGUCUGGACUCUAUUUUACAUGCUGAACAUAAAAGCAUUUUAGAGGAAAUGCGAGCAGAUUAUGAUCUUACUCAUGCUGCUGCUAAUCAGUAUCAUCAUCGUCAUCACUUUGACGAGGAGGAUGACUUUUUGGGAACAGAAGAUAUGUCCGUUGACACCCGUUUUCAGCGUGCUUUCAUUCAACUACUUUACAAUGCUCAAUUUGAAGAGCUGUCAGCUGCUGAUUUAAUGUUGACGUCAGCAUUAAAUACUGAUUAUCUCCUCACUCUGCCCGUCUACGUUGAUUGGAAGAAAGCGUCCGAGUCUAAAGCAAUCAUUUUCAGGAGGGGAUACGCCACCGAGAGACAGAAGGGUCUACUAAUUGUCGAAAAACUGGAUUACUUGCAGUCCAAGCUUCUGCAAGCACUUUUCUCCAGUAUCUCUGAGCCGUUAGGGAGGUGGUUUGCUGAGGUGUUAGAACGUGCCAUUGAGGGACAAGAAGAUGCUGCUGAGGUAUGGAUGAAACGGAUCAAGGAAUUCCCUGUUUUCAGGAAAUCUGACAUGCUUGAACAACCUCUGAGUAGUGAUGAUAUGUUCAGUGUUGAUCAACUGUCAGAUGAAGAUCUUCCCAUAUGGCUUGCUGCGCAGAGGGCUGUGGCCCGUUAUGAAGGGAUUUUGUCAUCAGCCGGACCCCGUGGCAGGCUUCUAAGGAAGUUGCUGACGUGGACAGGUCUUGUACCCUCCAUGCCACAAAAGAUAUACAACCUUGAAGAAGAUAUCACUGCAUCUGAACCCUAUUUAAGGCCUAUUUUCUUGUCAAGGAUAUCACUUGCUGACAUAUGGAAGCCCGCUUCAAGAAGAUUUUGUGAAAAUAAUCCCUGGAAAAUGUUGAAGAAUGCUUUUUCAAUAUGUUUGUCACGAUCAGUCCUUCAGGAGCCUGCAUUCCAAGAAUUGAUUUUACUUUAUACUAAAGAAAUAGAUCAAAAAGAGAGCAUGGGCCAACCUCCUGUAUUGCAGUUGAAAAUCUAUGAGAAUAUCCCUAUUCCUGAUUUGCCAGUUAUUUUUCCUCACAAGAAGCUGUCUUUUCGCAUCUUGGACACGGUACGCUUGGAUGUGGCCUCAAUCCUGGGGCUGUUGGCUUACUUCAUAAACUACAAGUUUGAGAACAUUUUAACCUCACCAUCAGCAAUAGUUUUAGAUGUGAUUGCAGCAAGUGCUCUUGUUAUAUAUGUGUCUCGUAUAGUCUUGGGAUACAAACAGACGUGGGAUCGGUAUCAACUUCUGGUCAACAGGACGCUUUAUGAAAAGACUCUAGCUAGUGGUUUUGGAUCUGUUCACUUUCUUCUGGAUGCUUCUGAACAGCAGCAAUACAAGGAAGCCCUUUUAGCGUAUGCCAUUUUACUCAAAACCGGGAGUUCCCAGCAGGCCACUUAUGUACGAGACCAGUGCGAAAGAUUUAUGUAUGACGUGUUCAGAAAGAAGGUUGAAAUGCCGAUCGAUAAGGCUGUAAAUACAUUGAUGAGGUUGGAACUUGUUAUUGAGAAAGAAGUUGGCGGAUUACUGCCAGUUCCUUGUUCGGAGGCAUAUACCAUCCUAAAACGACGUUGGAACAGUUUUGUAAGUUAAGUUUUGGAUUCCAUCGUCUAAGAAUGUUGUUUGCUACCAACACCCCAUCCCACUGCCACAUGGAAUGGAAUAAACAUGAUUCAGAGUGGGAAUCAAGUAUUCAACAUGAGUCGGCAUUUGGUAGGAACCUUAAACUUGUCUACUGUAAAUAUAGAAAACUUAAAAAUGUAAAAUUAUGCAAAUAAUAACAAUAAUAAUAGCAAUAGUGUCAUCUGUUAGAACUGCACUUGCAAUCAUGAGAUGGAUCUUGGUAAGAUGAUUCUUUCAGACUUAAUUUUUUUAUUUUUUUUUUAUUUUUUGCAACUGAGAAGUUGUAUGAUUGUUAGUGGGUCUCUGAGAAUUCAUGUACCCUUUUCGAGCUUGAAAAAUGUACCCUUCUGUAA
Molecule: messenger RNA, 2295 nt
Organism: Helianthus annuus (common sunflower)
Lineage: Eukaryota; Viridiplantae; Streptophyta; Magnoliopsida; Asterales; Asteraceae
Exons: 13
Coding region: 38-1912 (624 amino acids)
Source: RefSeq, a predicted model, not a curated record